AUGAAAGACACGGGCGUAAAUUAUAUUGGCUUCAUGGCCUGGAUAGGCAUAUGGUCCCUCAUUCUGCAUGUCCUCUUGGCUGUUACAAACUCGUGCAACUGGCUGCGCUGGGUCACCCGGUUCCCCUGCGACAUCUUUGGCUUCUACGUCGCCUUCAUCUACCUCCAGAAGGGCAUCCAGGUGCUCGGCCGCCUCGGCGACGGGGCGCCUUUUUACCUGUCCAUCAUGGCGGCCCUGCUGGUCUUCAUGGUGGCGUACGUGUGCGGCGAGCUGGGCGCCAGCAGCCUGUUCAGGCAGCCUGUGCGCGUGUUUCUCAAGGACUACGGCACGCCGCUGACCCUCAUCUUCUUCACGGGCUUCGUGCACAUCGGACGCAUGGCCCGCGUCGAGUUGGAGAGGCUGCCGACGGGACUUGCCUUUGAGCCGACCAGCGGGAGGGCCUGGCUGGUUCGUUUUUGGGACCUGAGCGUGGGCGAAGUCUUUACCGCGCUGCCCUUUGCCAUCUUGCUGACCGUCUUGUUCUGGUUCGACCACAAUGUGUCGUCUCUCAUCGCCCAGGGCAGCGAGUUCCCGCUCCGCAAACCCGCCGGCUUCCACUGGGACAUCUUCCUGCUCGGCAUCACCACUGGCGUCGCGGGCAUCCUCGGCCUCCCGUUCCCCAACGGCCUCAUCCCCCAGGCCCCCUUCCACACGGAAUCUCUCUGCGUCACCAAGCCCGUCAAGCAGCUCGAUGAAAAGGGCCAGGACAAGGGCGACUUCACCCUGGAGGCUACGCACGUCGUGGAGCAGCGCCUGUCCAACCUUGCCCAGGGCCUCCUGACGCUCGGCACCAUGACGGGGCCCUUGCUCGUCGUCCUGCACCUCAUCCCCCACGGCGUUCUGGCAGGCCUCUUCUUCGUCAUGGGCGUCCAGGCCCUCGAGGCGAAUGGCAUCACCACCAAGCUCGUCUUCCUGGCGCGUGACGCCGACCUCACCCCUCCCGACGCGCCGUUGCGCAGCAUCAAGCGCCGCUCCGCUGUGUGGCUCUUUGUCGCCAUCGAGCUGCUUGCAUUCGGGGCCACCUUUGCCAUCACCCAGACCGUCGCGGCGGUCGGGUUCCCCGUCUUCAUCUUCCUGUUGAUUCCGCUACGCGCGCUCGUCCUGCCGACGGUAUUUCGCCCCGAGGAACUGGCCGUGUUGGAUGCGCCCACGGCGUCGGAUUUCACCAUGGAAGGAAUCGGCGGCUCGUGGGGUGGCGCCGGGCCUGCGCCUCCCCCGGCGGAUCGAAGCGGUCACGGGACGGCCGCCUCUAAUCGUUCUUCUGGCUCGAGAGGGCCCCGGGACCGUGUCUUUGCGGGCCCCGGGGUUGCGAGGAGGAGUCGCGACGAUUUGGCCGAGUUGGGGAUGGGGAGGGUGCCGAGUGCGCGGAGUACGGCGAUGACGAGCAUGAGCGCGCAGCGGACGUCGACGAAUUUGCCGACGGGGAGCCUUUCACAGCAGCGGUAG
Metarhizium acridum CQMa 102 is the source of this 1485-nucleotide messenger RNA. RefSeq lists its product as uncharacterized. Lineage: Eukaryota; Fungi; Ascomycota; Sordariomycetes; Hypocreales; Clavicipitaceae. Gene Ontology annotation, molecular function: solute:inorganic anion antiporter activity; borate efflux transmembrane transporter activity. The record is from RefSeq and is a predicted model, not a curated record. Gene Ontology annotation, biological process: borate transport; monoatomic ion homeostasis; monoatomic anion transport. Gene Ontology annotation, cellular component: fungal-type vacuole; plasma membrane; basolateral plasma membrane.